Molecule: messenger RNA, 2836 nt
Organism: Limulus polyphemus (Atlantic horseshoe crab)
Lineage: Eukaryota; Metazoa; Arthropoda; Merostomata; Xiphosura; Limulidae
Product: Down syndrome cell adhesion molecule-like
Exons: 13
Coding region: 28-2532 (834 amino acids)
Molecular function (GO): protein binding
Source: RefSeq, a predicted model, not a curated record
UUUUCAAAAUUCUGAAAACAAACGAGAAUGGCUGGUUUUCUCUUGUUAAGUGUUAUCGUUUUGAUGAACCAGCUGCAACUUAUUUUCAGCUAUGAAGUAGCAGUCGAGAACUUGAAAGAAUUAGUUCAGAGAACUGAUUUGUAUGCGUUCCCAGGAAGAAACGCAGACUUGCCAUGUAACAUCACUCCGGAAGCCACAGAUGAUAAUUUGGACCUAGUAUUAUGGUACACAGACAAGUCUCCAUCGCCCAUUUACAGUCUUGACGCCAGACACGGUGGUCUCGAGACAGCAAGACAUUGGAAGAGUGAUGAUAUGGCAUCUCGGAUCUCCUUCAACAUUUCUGGGAGUAUUGCACGCCUUCAGCUAGAUCCUGUUAUGAAACAAGACGAGGGUGCCUUUCUUUGUAGAGUGGACUUCCGCAAAGCGCGAACACGCUACUUAGAUUUGAAAUUAAGAAUAAUAGUUCCUCCAAAGAAGCCAAUAAUAAGAGAUGAAACGCAUCAAUCUCAGCAGAGCUUGAUUGGACCAUACAAUGAAGGUGAUUCACUUCGACUUCAGUGCGAGGUCGCUGGAGGAAACCCACGGCCAAAUCUUACCUGGUGGCGAGAAUCUGUCUUACUCGAUGAUUCAUAUGAAAUAAUAGACAAUUUUGAAGUUAAAAAUGUACUGCAAAUUAUACCGUUACAGCGUCAUGACCUCAUGGCUGCAUUAACAUGCCAGGCAACUAAUAAUGACGUUAUACCACCGUCACAAUCAACAGUUACAGUUGACAUGAAUUUUAGACCGCUGGAAGUUCACAUAGAAGGUGACAAGCGACCUUUAUCAGCUGGUAUGGCUAUCAAGAUUAAAUGCAGUACCGCAGGUUCCCGGCCUCCUGCUGACGUAACCUGGUGGAAGGAAGGUAUAGAGUUAAAAUCAGCCAAAUCCAUCAUUUCAGCGAAUGGUAACUCCACAGUCAGUACGCUGACCUUGAAACCAUCCAUUGGAGAUGAUGGGAAAAUGGUGUUCUGUGCUGCUGCGAAUAGGUAUAUUCCUGGAAGUACGAUAAAAGCCAGUUGGAAAUUAAACGUUAUGUAUCCACCUCAACUCAUCUUAAGAUUAGGAAGAAAAGUACGUCAUUUACCAAUACACGAAGGAAAUGAUGUAGACCUCGAAUGUAUUAUUCGGGCCAAUCCUCCAGUUACAGAUAUUGGUUGGAAGUUUGAACGUAGAGAUAUUCUAGCCAAUCAUACAGCUGGAAUUACCAUUGACAAUAAUACUCUAAUUAUUCACAAAGUGCAACGUUCCAACAGAGGGCGAUACUUGUGUACCGCAACAAAUAGUGAAGGACGCGGAGAAAGCAAUACCAUCUUCCUCCGGGUACAGUAUUCACCAGUUUGUACAUCCACCGAAAACAUAGUAUAUGGUGCUGCUCUUCAUCAACCUGUUGAAGUGACCUGCGAAUUGGACAGUGAUCCGGAGAACGUGACCUUCACCUGGACAUUCAAUAAUUCUAUGAUAAAUAGUGAUAUUUUUUACGUCUAUAGUGAAGGAGCGUCUAGCACACUAACUUAUAUCCCUACCUCCCAAUCUGCGUUCGGAACGCUUACUUGUUCAGGAGCUAAUAAUGUUGGUCCUCAGUUGAAGCCAUGUGUUUUCGCAAUAGUUGCCGCAAGACCGCCGGAUCCUCUGAUAAACUGCACUGUCAUCAACCUGACCCAGACCAUCAUCGCGAUGGAGUGUGUGGAAGGGUUUGAUGGUGGAAUUAGACAAGGUUUCUACUCAGAGGUCUUUGAUAAAGCUCGAAAUAAUUUAAAGUCAAACUUUACCUCUCAAAGUCCGGUUUUUAUUGCUGAUGGACUUAACCCUGGAACACUAUACGUAAUGAAAAUGUACGCCAAUAACUUCCUAGGGAAAAGUGAACCCUUUCUGGCGAAUGUUGAGACUUUACAAGCACCACCAGAACAGUCGAGACAGGAUAUAGGUUGGCAUCUCCAAGUGAAGGUGAUCCUGAUAUCAGGAGUGUCUGUUGUGUUAGUGCUAAUUCUUUUUGUUGCAUGUGCCAUCAUCUUAUUGAAAACUAGGACACCCAACCGAUGGAAAGGAAGAAGAAGGCCUGUUGCACAUCAUCAAAAAUAUUCUGAGCCGCUGGACAAAGAAACCUUUACCAAUGAGGAUUUAUUCAAGGAUACAACGUGCGAAGAAAAAUGCCCGGAUGUUAUACCAGCAGAAAUGAAAUUAUUUGAGACAGCUGUGUGUGGGGCAGAGUCAUCUAGUGCCACAGAUAUGCAUUUAUUUCCGGAAACUUCUGGUACUUUUGUUGUUUUAGCUUCUUUGCCGAAACAGCUAAAACAGUUGGAAUCAAGAUCCGAUAGUCUGAAAACAUCGUUAAAGAAUUCUCCACCUCUAACGAAAGACUUUGGAAGUUCUCAGGGCCAUCAAGAUUCCCUGCUCAGCGAAGAAUGUUUUGACUUACAGGAAGACUACCAGAGAGGAUUAGUUGAAACUUUACUUUCUACGCCCCCUAGAGACUUUCAACAAACCGAAGUUUAAAUCUUUGUGAAUUAAAACUAUCAUAUACGAUGACCUCUAGAAGUGCCUUUAUAUUAUUUUGCUUCACACGUGAUAAGCUUCAUCAAAAUAAUGUGACGUGAUUGAAUUGCCUUCACCACAUCUGGCUGUUUAAGACAUUAUAACUGAAGUAUGCGAAUGUUAUUAAUUUUCAUGAUAGGAAUAACUAAUCUACUUCUCAGAAACCCCUGAGCUUUUACGAUAGAAAAGUAAUGCCACCUGAAAAUUACAUGGUUUUUAUGAUGCAGACAUUUUAAUUAGGUUUCUUAAUAGAACACAUUCCCCG